GCAUCAGAUGGCUCUGAAGACUCCCAGGAGCGAGCAACUCUGAAGCAAAGCACCAGUAUAAAACCUACACCUGUUCAUCUCUCUUUAGGAUCCCUGUGAAACAAACCUACAAUCAUUACUUUUGCUGCUCUAGAAAGAAGUAUGGAGAUGUAGUCUGCCUCCCUUGCAUAGUGAUAGACAAGAUCCUUUAUACAGUAGGGCUCAUUUACACUGUUCUUUCCAAGGUCCGGUUCCAGCAAAACGCAGCAGCUGCAACAUAUAUAUUGUUUAAUUAUCUUCAUUCUCGGACUGGGCUUCAAACCAUUUUGAAGAAAAACUGGAUUUGUAUGUAACCUGCGGAGGUAUUGUAUCAGAGCUUUAUCAGAUAUUUUAAAAGCAGAACAACAUGUCUUUUACCUCCAAACUCCCCCCGUCCUGGAACGACAGACCCCCUCCUCGUAAGGUGGAGAUUGACCUGAGUUCACCGGGGCUGGCUGUGUUGGAGCUGGAACGACUCCUGUUCACUGGGAAAGCCAUCAACAGCCAUGCAGACGAAGUGUGGCCCAGACUUUACAUUGGAGACCAGGACAGUGCUACGAAUGUCCGCCAGUUGGCCAACCAUCAUGUCACCCACGUCUUGAAUGCAAACCACAGUAAACGGCGAGACGGUGCGGAGACUUACCUGGGAAUGAACAUCAAGUACUUUGGCAUCGAGGCUCAUGACUCCUGUAACUUUGACAUGAGUGUCAACUUCCAGACUGCCGCAGACUUCAUCCACAGGGCCCUCAGUGGAGGAGGAAUUUUAACUCAAGAAGUAGAAGAUGAUGUGAUGAAGCCGUUUGGAAAGACCUACAUCCCUGCUUCCUAUGUAAAGUAUAUAGAGUCAGCGGGAAGUAGAGUGGUACCUAUCAGGUUGACUCAGAGUACUGCCGAGUAUGAGAAGAUUUUCAAGUCAAUUAAUGGCCUGCUGCUCAUCGGAGGUUCGUCAGAUCUCGAGACGUCAGACUUUGCAAAGGUGGCAGGGAUCUUCUACAGGCUUGCCCUCAAGGCCAAUGAUGCUGGAGACUCCUUCCCUAUCUGGGGCACAUGUCUAGGGAUGCAACUGCUGACUUGUCUGGUGGCUGGAGAGAACCUGCUGACCAAAACCACAGCUGAGAACAUGGCCCUUCCCCUGAACCUCACCAAAGAGGCCCAUUCCAGUCAAAUGUUCCAGGGGUUCCCCAGUGAUGUCAUGAAGGCAUUAUCCCAGGAAGCUUUGACAGGGAAUUUUCACCAAUAUGGAGUGACCAUGAAGACAUUCAAGGAAAAUGAGAAGUUACAAAGUUUCUUCUCCAUCUUGUCCACGAACACAGCUGAAAAUGGUGCCAUCUUUGUCUCAACCAUGGAAGGGAGGACCUACCCCUUCUAUGGGGUCCAGUGGCAUCCUGAGGUGAACCGUUUCCAGUGGGACCCCAAACUCAACUUCCCCCACUCCUCAGACGCUGUACGCGUUGCCUCCCUACUGGCUGAGUUCUUUGUCAAUGAAGGCAGGAGAAGUUUGCAUCACUUCGACCAGCCUGAGGAAGAGGCUGUGUCACUCAUAUACAACUACACACCAACCUACGCUGGCAACUUCACUGGAUACGAGCAGAUCUACUUCUUCUGAGAUGUUGAAGUUCUGCCCUCACAACUCUAUAAUUCAUCCCUGAUGUUAUUAUGGGAUGUUAUGAGAAGUUUACCAUGGGCACUAAUUGUUGUUGGGCGUAAAUUGCUGGAGAUUGCUGUUGGGCGUAAAUUCUUAUUGUUGAAAUGAAUUCAACCUUCUGGCCCAAUCUACACUGAACAAAAAUAUAAAUGCAACAUGUAAAGUGUUGGUACCAUAUUUCAUGAGCUGAAAUAAAAUAUCCCAGAAAUGUC
Oncorhynchus mykiss (rainbow trout) is the source of this 1875-nucleotide messenger RNA. Lineage: Eukaryota; Metazoa; Chordata; Actinopteri; Salmoniformes; Salmonidae. The record is from RefSeq and is a predicted model, not a curated record.